This is a messenger RNA of Ictalurus punctatus (channel catfish), 7250 nucleotides long. RefSeq names its product Ras association (RalGDS/AF-6) and pleckstrin homology domains 1b (gene raph1b). The record is from RefSeq and is a predicted model, not a curated record. Gene Ontology annotation, cellular component: plasma membrane; cytosol. The transcript is spliced from 11 exons. Gene Ontology annotation, biological process: signal transduction. The coding region runs from base 2018 to 5872 and encodes 1284 amino acids. NCBI's taxonomy places the organism in Eukaryota, Metazoa, Chordata, Actinopteri, Siluriformes, Ictaluridae.
CUCUCUCUCUCAGGAAUUUACCCUAGACAAAGACCUGCAAGAAUUCUGCAUGUUCAUGUCUCUCUUUAUCUCUGCAUUCUUCUCCUUUUUCCAUCUGCAACGUUUCCAUUUUUAUAUGCGUUGCAUCCGUAGUGCAUCUCUCACUCCUUCUGUGUUUGCCUCCCUCUCCAUCACCCUCUCCUGGCCUACAGACAGGAAAUGAAGCAAAGCGACAGAAAUUAAGAACGGAAUGACUAGGUGGAUUAUUUCUCCCGAGUUUGUCAAUAAAAGAUGUAUCAGUAAAGAGAGACAGCUUGUCUGCUUAGACUGUAAAUUUCCCAAAUCAACUCUUGCUUCUUUUACCAGCCUGAGAUAAAAGAGCCGAUACGAGACGUCUGUCCAGACUCUCCGUGAUUGGCCGCCAGAAAGAAGGUCAUGGAAAAGCCGCCCUCUGAUUGGCUCUCAGGCUUCGGCUGUAUAGAUCGAUUGGUGCAGAGGGUCUUCUGUGGAGGCUUCUCGUGUUUGUGAGGGGGGAUUAGACCCCAAGAUUGGACACGGUCCCAGAGAAAUGCAGCUGUUUUGCAGAGAGAAAGAGAAAGGAGUGCAGACAUGAAACUAUGAAACAGUGAGAUACAGAGAGAAAGUCAGAAGGAGGACAGAGAAAGACUAUAAGACAGUGGAGUGGUAGUGGAGAGAGAGAGAGACAGUGAUGGAUAGAGCGAUUGAAAAAAGGGGAAAAUGCAGAGAGAGAAAGACAUGGGUGUGAAGCAGGGAGGCGUCAAAGAUAGAGAAAGAGAGAGGACUGUCUAAGACACAGAAAGAGAGAGAUAGAGUGAGGGAAAACAGGACUGGAUAGAGAGAGAAAGCAGAGAGAGACAAAGGACGAGUGUAGACAGAAACCGGAAGAGAAAGACAGAAGGAGGGGACAGAAAGAAAGAAACCAAGAGACCCAGAAAGAAUGUGCCUGGAGGAGUGAAGCAGGGAGACUAAGAGAUAGACAGUGAAGGACAUGGCUAGAUAUAUUAGGAGCAAAGUAAGGAGACAGACAGACAGACAGACAAGGAGGGAAGACCGACAGGAGCUGUGAGAGUGGGGGGGGGCAUGAGCAAAGAGACACAAAAAGUUACAGAAGCAACGAAGCAGGAAAGCAGAUAUGGACAAUCAGCGACAUGGAGAGAGACAGUAAAAGGAAAGUAGGGAGUGGGACAGAAAACUGGAGAGAGAAAUGCAGGCACAAAGUGUGAGACAAAGAAGGUAGGCUAGUGAGAGAGAGAGUGAGAGAAAGAGAAGUAGACAGACAGAAGUGGGCAUGGUGAGAGAAAGACAGACGUGAGAGUGAAUGAGUGAAGCUGAGAGACAGACGGAUAGAGGGAGAUAAAGGCAAGUGAGCAAGAGAGAUGUGAUAGACAGAGAAAGAGAGACAGACAGUUGUAGUGAAUGAGGAAUUCUCUCUCUCUCUCUCUCUCUCUCUCUCUCUCUGAGCCCUCCCACUCCUCUAGAGUGCAGUGUGUAGAGCUGAAGAUCAGCAGCGUGUCUUCUAACACCUCAGUGUGUCUCCAUGUCUCCAGCUGUGUCUCAUUCAUUUAGACACUACAUAUAUAUAUAUUUAUACACACACACACACACACACACACACACACACACUUCCUUACAGCUUUACACACCUUCUGAGCAACCAGGAUUGACUUUUGUUUAGUAUUUUUUUUAACUCUUUUUUUUUCCCCCCAUCAUGGAGUCCACUUUUUGGCUGAAGGCGAUCUCUGUUGGCGUUUCUACUAAAACCCACAACGGCUCUCCAGAUUUUUUCUCCUGAACGGAUCGACGUUGGGUUUUGUCUGUGAUAUUUUCAGCUUUGCGUCUCCUUUCAUGUGGACUUUUAUUGUAUUUUUUUUUAAAUGAAAAAGCAGCCGUUCAUUCUCCAAAGGGUCGGAGAGACGGGACAUGGACGUGUGAGUAGGUCCUGAGCGUAGCGUAGCAUAGUGAGUCGAGCACACGCAGAGACACAAGCUGGCGUGUGUUUUGGGUUUGAAGAGUGAACAUGGACAUGAUGACAGUGUGUUGGAGGGGACAGGAGGAGCAGGCUGCCAAAGCAAAGGCGGAAAAAAUCCGUGUGGCUCUGGAGAAAAUUAAAGAAGCACAGGUCAAAAAGCUGGUGAUCCGCGUGCACAUGUCGGACGAGAGCUCGAAGACGAUGAUGGUGGACGAGCGGCAGAGUGUAAGGCAGGUGCUGGACAGCCUGCUGGAUAAGUCCCACUGCGGAUACAGUCCUGACUGGGCUCUGGUGGAGACCAUCACCGAGCUACAGAUGGAGCGUAUUUUUGAGGACCAUGAGAACCUGGUGGAGAACCUGCUUAACUGGACCAGAGACAGCCAGAACAAGCUGAUGUUCAUCGAGCGUAUUGAGAAGUAUGCGCUCUUCAAGAACCCGCAGAACUACCUACUGGGAAAAAAGGAGACUUCUGAGAUGGCCGACAGAAACAAGGAGGCACUGCUGGAGGAGUGUUUCUGCGGUGGCUCUGUAUCAGUGCCAGAGAUUGAGGGAGUGCUCUGGCUGAAGGAUGAUGGGAAAAAGUCAUGGAAGAAGCGCUACUUCUUACUACGAGCGUCUGGCAUUUACUUUGUGCCUAAGGGCAAGGCCAAGGCCUCUAAAGACUUGGUGUGCUUCCUGCAACUGGAUCAUGUAAAUGUUUAUUACGGACAAGACUACCGGAGCAAGUAUAAAGCUCCCACUGACUACUGCCUCGCCCUCAAGCACCCUCAGAUUCAGAAGAAGUCUCAGUACAUCAAGUAUCUGUGCUGCGAUGAUGUCAGAACCCUGCACCAAUGGGUCAACGGCAUCCGCAUUGCCAAGUAUGGGAAGCAGCUGUACCUGAACUAUCAGGAGGCUAUGAAACGCACUGAGGCCGCUUACGACUGGUCUUCUCUAUCCAGCUCCAGCAUCAAGUCUGGCACCAGCUCAGUCAGCAACCCUGAGUCACAAUCCAACCACUCCAGUCAGACGGACAGCGGGGUGUCAGAUGGCACCUCGUCCACACAUGCGCGCUCACAGAGUGUCGUCAGCUCCAUCUUCUCCGAGGCCUGGAAGAGAGGCACACAGAUGGAGGAGAGUACCAGAACGAGACCAGAGUCAACGCGUUCAAGCCAUUCUAUCCACAGUGUCCAUAGUGGCCACUCCAGCCAUGCACACUAUAACACUCUUCAUUUGGCGCAGCAGCAGCAUACAGCUGCCUCAGUGCAUUUGCAGCAGCAUGUGCAGCCUCAGUCAAAUUCAGUGCCACACCCACAUGCACAGUCAGCCUUGCAACCUCGUAGUAGCAUUACUCAAACCUCCAUUCAAGCUCCUCCCAUGCCAUCUCCAGCUCCUCCCCAUCCUGCUCCAACUCCACCCAAGCUCUCUCAAGUUCUACCCCAAUCCUCUCCAGUUCUGCCCCAGCCCUCUCCAGCUCCACCCAAGCUUUCUCCAGUCCUACUCCAGUCCUCUCCAGUUCUGCCCCUGCCCUCUCCAGUACUGGCCCAAUCCUCUCCAGCUCCACCCCCACCGCCACCACCUCCUCCGCCACCCCCUCCUCCUGUCUGCUUCCAUCACUACUCAGGCCCACAUAUAUUUGCCAAAUACAGCACCAUCAACCGCCUGAAGAAUGCCUCUCAGGCUGCUAAGCCACACCCCCAAGCACAGCAGGUGCUUCCAGUACCAUCCCCUCAGCCUUUGAAGCCCCACAUCAACAAUAUUCCACCAGGAGCAAAUGCCCCACCCCCACCACCACCUCCUCCACCAGCACCUAUGCCUGCUCCAGGUUCAGCAAUGGCCGUCCUAAAACUUGGCCCUCCAAGCCCAGCCACUGUGCCUCAGUUCAUGCCACCACCCCCACCUUCUCCACCACUGCCAUCUCCACCUCCACCACCAACCCAGUCCCACCCUCUUCCUCCACCUCCACCUCCAGCAGCUAUCCAAUCCCACUCUUUUCCCCCACCUCCAGCACCUGUCCAAUCCCACUCUUUUCCCCCACCCCCACCUCCAGCAACUAUCCAAUCCCACCUUUUUCCCCCACCUCCAGAACCUAUCCAGUGUCAAGCUUUACCCCCACCACCACCUCCAGCACCUAUUCAAUCCCACCCCCUUGCUCCACCUCCACUACCUAUCCAGUCCCAGCCUUUUCCUCCACCUCCACCUAUCCAGUCUCAAAGUCUUCCAUCUCCACCACCAUCCCCCUUCCGAUCUGAUGCUUUUCCCCCUCCGCCACCUCCACUGCAAACCAACAGCCUGCCUCCUCCACCCCCGGCACAACCAGCCCCACCUCCAUUAACUUCCAAUGGCCUCAAACACAUUCUAGCCCAGAAGUUCCCCAGCAUACCCAGGGAUGUAUCCCCUUCAGGCAGUCAAACUCAGUCGCCACCACCCCCUCCACCUCCUCCACCACCACCACCCCCCACUCCUCCUGCCCCUCCUCUCCCACCUCAGCAGCUUCCUUCUCUAGCACCACCUCCACCUCCCCCUCCUCCACCUCCCCCACCACCUGCCCCAGGGCCACCUCGAGCGUUGCCCAAAAUCUUUCCUGGAGCAUUUCCACCUCAAACUGCACCAAAACCAUCAGGCGUCACCAUGCAAGUGUCUCCAGUUGCACCUCUUUUUCCAGGUCCUCCUCCACCUCCUCCACCUCCACCACCACCUCCACCCCCUCCUGCACCAGUGAAAUCUCAUCCACCACCUACACUACCCAAGCAGCAGAGCAUCACCAAGACGAUGCCCCCUUUGAACCAGACCUCUACUACAUCAUCUUUGGUCAAACAGCUUGCCAGCCAGUUUCCAGGUGCCGUUCCCUUAGUGGCCAACCAUGUAGAAACUCACAAACCUCCACUAUCAGCACCUGCAGUUAAAACUAAACCAAAAUGGCAACCUGGUGGACAAGUUCAGCAGCAACAGCGGUCACCUGAGUUUCCACCACCACCUCCGGAUACUACACUCUCUUUCCCAGCACCACCACCCCCAUGUCCACCUCCUCCACCUCCCCCAGGUCCAGCACCACCACCUCCACCUCCACUGCCCCCUUCACAUCUAAGUUCUCCAAUGAAGGCCCCCUCUGGAUCCUAUGGCGGAAACAAGAAGCCUCCCCCGACCCCUCUACGCAACUCUAGUGUCAAGUUCAACUCUUCAGCCGAAUACCAGGAGUCCCGCCAAAAUCUAGUGAGCAAGUUCAACCCCAGCACAGCUUCUACUGCUUCCGUGUCUUCUGGUUCUCCUUCGAAGGAUUAUUUUACUGGACCACCUGCACCACCUAAACCUGGCAAACUGAACCUGGCCAAUCUACCACUGGCUUUGCAGAACAGAGUGGGUCAAAACCAGCAGCCCAGCACACAUUUUCCCUCCCAUGCUCCAACUGAGAAUAACAGCUUUCCUCCUCCCCCUCCUCCUCCUCCUCCUCCUCCACAUAUAUCAGAUCUCCCACCUCCACCGCCCCUACCAGGCACCCCAAAAGUUGCUGUGGUGAACCCCCAGCCCCAGCCUACAUGGAGCAAGAACUCCCUGAAGAAGACAGCACCUCCUACGUCACUGCGCCGCAACAAUACAAAUCCAGAGCCUCCAUCAGUAUCUCCACCUCUUCAGGGAGGGCCCGCACCUUCAACCUCUACAAAGGGAAGCACUCAGCCAAACUUUCUAGAGGACUUGAACCGGACUCUAAGGCGCAAGUCUUUGCGAAACUCUGCAGCCAAGUUGGACCCUGUGGCCACCAUGGAUGACAUGGUACUGCCUCCACCUCCUCCAGAGCUUCUUGACCAGCAAAGACAUAGUGGGAGUGGGUAUAUAUCCAGCAACAUCUCUGGCUAUGCAACAAUAAGGCGAGGCCCACCUCCUGCCCCACCUAAACGGGACAACGGCACCAAACUGACAAACUGAGAGUACUGGAAUGUCCUUGGAUGCUCCUUAUUGACCCCUCAUACAGGAAUGUGGAUAAAUAGCAAUCUGUAUAACUGGCUUUUAAACCAUUUUUGACUUUGUGGACAAGCGAUCAAAAUUACUCUCAGCUUUAAUAUGCACUGGUGCACUCAGUAUCAAAUUCAAUUUCAAACUACAACAUGAAGGAAAUCGCUGCAACAUACUGGUACUGCAUGGACAUAAGGGCAAAAUUCUAUGAAUCAUACAAAAGCUGGUUUGAUUUUGGGUGGCUGAAUGUCAGAAACUAUAGGGAACUCACAGGAAGGAUGAACUUUGCCUUUGUUUUUUAUAUGAAUUUAUUUAAAUAUAUGAAGACAUUUUUUAUUUUAGGAUGAAGUUGUUAAGGGUUGAAGAUGAUUGUUUGAGAGAGUAGUAAAUGUUGUGUUUUUGUACCGAGGCCUGGCACUUCCUGUUUGCCUGCAAGAGACAGUGAUCGAAUAUACUGGUGAAUGUGCUUAGCGUUCUUUAGGGGUGCUUGGGAAUUUUCAAGAAUGUUUGUGUAACCUCUUUCAGUGAUGAUGAGUGUCGAUUUUUUCAGAAAACAGUGCAUAAAAUGAUUCACGCUAUUUAAAUCUAGGUAACAGUUGAGACAAAUUCUUUGGGAAAAGAUUUGGGAAAUAUUUAAUAAGGGACAUUUCAUCAAAAUAAGCCUGUCACCUAAAUGAAGAGGAAUGAAGAGACUUGUCAUGAUUGCUCCGAGAAUUCUGUGCGAAAAUUGUGCUGAACCUGUCUGACUUACCUACACAAUUCACAACGAUUCAGUAUUUUACUGUACAAUAUCGCCUGCUGUAAUUGUCUGUUUCUGAUCAUGCUGUCUUAUGCCAAGAAUUCCGGCAUCCUGGUAACAGUUGUUCAUAUAUCAUGGACUUCGAGUGGCUUGGUGUGUGUAGCUCAUGUCCUGCGACUUGGGAACAAUGUCCUACCUGAUGGUUACUUAUGGUCUCAUCCUUUAGCAGGGAGCAGUCAAUGAACAGUCCUUCUUGUAUAGGCAUGUCAAAAUUGUUUUAAUGUUUUGGUUAAAUUACCAGUGAGAUUUUUUUUUUUCAACAGUCCUUAUUACAACUUAUUAACAGUCCUUAAUACAACCCUACUGAAAUUAUGAAGAUCAGAGCUGGUUAACAACAUGAAAUCAGACCACACAAUAGCUGUAACCGAGCAGCAAAAUGACCAUGCCAUAUAUGUAUAAACAUGUGUAUUACCUUACAGAACCAUGUAUUCCUCUUGGAAGGACAUCUGUGUUUUGGAAGACUGAAUAUUCAACAAUAUAAUGUUUCUUUUUAAGGAUUUUGAUGAUGUAAACAUUAAAUUAUUAAAGUUAAUUAUCCAGUCUUAAACCAUG